GGCAUGCACCUAAGCCCUCUCUUUUCUUCUCACUACUCUCAAUUUCUGCCUAUAAAUACUAUGCACACUUUCUCCCCAUUCUACGCUCCAAGGUUUCAAAUAGAUUUCAAACAAGAAUUCAACGUUAGCUUAUUAAGUACUUUGCCUUCUAUAAGAAAUGGCCAUCUCCAAGCUUCUGAUUGCUUCUCUUCUUAUCUCUCUUCUUCUUCUCCAUUUUGCUGAUGCCGAUCAUCACCAUCACCCACCGGUGAACUCAAACCUGGCUGCAACCUAUCCUCCUAAGAAAAUUGACUGUGGAAGCGCAUGCACUGCAAGGUGCCAGUUAUCGUCUAGGCCGCAUCUGUGCAAGAGGGCAUGUGGGACUUGCUGUAGUCGUUGCAACUGUGUUCCACCGGGAACUGCCGGUAACUAUGAGGUCUGUCCUUGCUACGCCAGCUUGACAACCCGUGGUGGCAGACGCAAGUGCCCUUGAAGCUUUGCUUAUUAAAUUUGCUUGAGAAUCGAAAGUAAUUUGUUAUAUGUUUGAUGUGGGUUCUUUGGGAAGAAUGAAUGAAUAAACAAAAGAAAGAUGGUAUCUGUAAAAGUUGAAUAAUAAGUCAAAUGCGAGCAGUGUUGUUUUCUCUUA
Manihot esculenta (cassava) is the source of this 625-nucleotide messenger RNA. Its product is annotated as gibberellin-regulated protein 1. Bases 158 to 472 code for a protein of 104 amino acids. NCBI's taxonomy places the organism in Eukaryota, Viridiplantae, Streptophyta, Magnoliopsida, Malpighiales, Euphorbiaceae. The transcript is spliced from 3 exons. The record is from RefSeq and is a predicted model, not a curated record.